UCUAUAAUCAUUACGAUAAAAUAUCUCCUCCGUCUUAUAAGAGCUGUUGAAAACAUAAAUAACUUAGGGAAGUUUUUAGUUUAUUAUAUUCAGUGUAUAAUUUUGUGAAACAAUAAAUAGUCGGACUCUUUCAUUAUUUCUACAAAAUAAAACCUAUACAACCACAGUGCCCAAUUAGUUCACUAAAGAUGCGCGCCAAGAUCGGAAUGUUAUUUGUGCUGGUGUCGUGCCUAGUUGUAGCUAUAAGGGGAUUCAAUGAUUCGGAAAGCAAUGUGGAAUCAAAGUUUAAAGGUCUUGAACAUACUGUCAACAGUUUGGAGAAAACGUUAAGGAGCCUUGGUAAAGAUGUCGAAGUAUUAAAUCAGGUCGGAACCAGUUUCAAAGACUGUGGUGAAAUAUACCAUACAGGUAUUCGGGGCGACGGGGUUUACACAAUUUCUCCUGAUGGCAGCUGUCCCUUCAAAGUGUACUGUGACAUGACUCAUGGAGGAUGGAUGGUCAUACAGAAAAGAAUCGAUGGGAGUAUUAACUUUUAUCAACCUUGGACUUCUUACGUUAAUGGUUUCGGAGAUCUGACAGGGGAACACUGGCUGGGUUUACAGAAGAUCCAUCGCCUGACAACCCAUGGAGCCCAGAUAUACUUCAACAUGACCAGGACUGCAGAUCAGCGCAUCGACUUCGGGCACUACAAAUACUUCAAAGUUGAAGAUUCAACAACAGACUACACAAUGAGAACUGACAACCAAGCGUAUGAAGGAACAAUUCCAGAUGAUAUGUUCAUGUACCACAAUGGCAGGAAAUUCACGACCUAUGAUCGAGAUAAUGACGGACAUGGUUCAGCAAACUGCGCACAACUUUUAAGUGGCGGUGCGUGGUAGUACGGAGGUUGUUACAAACUUGGUAAUUUAAAUGGAAUUUAUGGAGUUCUCGAACAAAAGGGGAUAAAUUAUCAAUCUGCAGUAAAACAGACAUAUCUCUCAGAAACCACAAUGAAAAUUAAGCAGAUUGUUGAUACUUGUCAGUGAAAUUAAUAACUUCAAAUACACGUAUCAUUUCAAUGUUUUAUGUGUACGUAUAAACUUUAAAAUAGUUACGUCGAAGGAGAGCAGCCGCUGGUCAUCCAUAUCAAGGCAAAUACUUAAACAAUUUUCAUGUCACAAAAUUCAUGGCACAUGUAUUUUGAAGCUUAUAAUAAUUAAUUAUUCAUUACUGGAUAGUCAAAUAGAGUCAAAAAGAUUAAUGUCAAGAAACAGAUUUAUUUUAAACGUCAUCACAGGUAAAUACAACUUCUGCUAAUAUUGUUUGGCAUUUAACCAAAAGCAAAACCAACCUUAUGGACAAUAAUGUGCACUCUUAUAAUGUCAUGUGCCCUUCUAUAUAUGUACAAAAUAGUACAUAAAGCUACAAUGUCAGAAAUUGGACACUUUCUCUUGGUUGUAUUUGUUUAUUUAUGCAUACCUUUCAAUAGCAUCCAUUUAAAACUCCAACUGAAUUCCAAAUAGUUAUGAAUCAUAUUGUCCCACGAUUAGUUGAAUACAUAUAUGUCUACCAAAUAUAAACGUUAUCCGAACGUAAGUAACACUGACAAGCAUUAGACGUUAAUCGACAUGUUCAAGUUCAACACAAUAAUUUUUACUAAAACAGUUGCAUUUCCCUUUUCGUUAAAAUAUUGGUACGCAGGGUUAGUAGUUUGUAAAAGCCUUUUAAAAUUUCAUUUCUUUAUUUACAAUUCAUAUUCUCUUUUCCGUAGGUAAGAUAUCUAUGUUAUUCAUGUUAAAUUGUCUAAAUUUAGUUAUAACAUUCACAACUAUUUUUCUCUCCGCAACUUUAAACAAAAUCUGUUUACAUAAGUAAUAUCAAUUCGUAUUUAUACAGUUUUGUAUUCAUAUAUAUCCUCAUGUGGCUAUGCGUGUAUAACCCGAGAGACAUAAAGAUGUUCGUAUUUUUAAUAUUAGUUUGUGUUGUCUGUUUACGAAGUAGGAACGUGAUGUCAUUGUUUCUAUACAGCUUGAUGAUCCUAUCAAUGUUCUGCUGAGCAAACCCAGUGGAUUAGACAAACCUCGAGCAGGGAAAUUGUCAGAAACCUUGUUGUCGCAAUCCGGGGUUUUCAAUGCACCAAUAAUCCUAUGAAAGUUAUCCUGUCAAGGAUGUCGAGAAACUCCCGCUGUAUGACUCCGAAGGGUCAACAUAUUGAUAGCUGCAUGAACCAAGCAAAAGUGACCCAGCACAUCUAGCUGAAACAUUAUUUAUAUCGAAUUGUUUCGUUUCUUUCAAAAUAGAGUAUGUGCUUCAAUGUAUGUUCUCCCGUUUAAUAGGCAAAUGAGUACUUGAUGAGUAAUUGGAUGGUCCAUUUAUAGAAUAUUAAAGUCAAAUUUUAUCUUGAUGAUUAGAUAUCAAAUAGUUUAUUUCUCAAGUAAGUAAGUCAUUUUUGAAAAUGAUUCAUUAUGCAUAUCUAUACGAUAUGCAAAUACUAUUCUUGAUUUGCAACAGUACUAUUUCAUCAUUAAAUAUGUCAAUAAUAAUGAUUCGUUAUGUCGCUCAUCGCACUGUACAGUUGUAGUUUUGAUAUAUUCAUAUGUAAAUGUAACAUAUAAGAACUUCUAAGUUAACGACUGAAAUAAAUUAUGUUCUUUUCCUUAAA
Molecule: messenger RNA, 2641 nt
Organism: Mya arenaria
Lineage: Eukaryota; Metazoa; Mollusca; Bivalvia; Myida; Myidae
Product: angiopoietin-related protein 7-like
Exons: 3
Coding region: 189-878 (229 amino acids)
Source: RefSeq, a predicted model, not a curated record